This is a messenger RNA of Hypoxylon fragiforme, 1083 nucleotides long. RefSeq names its product vacuolar import and degradation protein-domain-containing protein. The transcript is spliced from 4 exons. The coding region runs from base 1 to 1083 and encodes 360 amino acids. The record is from RefSeq and is a predicted model, not a curated record. Gene Ontology annotation, cellular component: GID complex; extrinsic component of membrane. Lineage: Eukaryota; Fungi; Ascomycota; Sordariomycetes; Xylariales; Hypoxylaceae. Gene Ontology annotation, biological process: protein catabolic process in the vacuole; proteasome-mediated ubiquitin-dependent protein catabolic process; protein targeting to vacuole.
AUGCCUACCCCCUCUCGAAAUCCGCCUCCCGACCUCCCUCCCCGAACACAUAGCUCCUCGUGCCCCGACCCAGAUGAAGUAUUACUUCGAUCCACCAGUAGUAGUUGGCGACCCGACCAAGAUGGACUAGAAAUGAAUGUUGACAGUCAAGAGUCAUCCUCAUCCCCCGAACCUGAUAGCGCACUCUCACCUGCCAUGGCCCAAGGCGCAACACAUUCGCGAUCAACCACUGAGUCACCUAGGCCCGAAUCGAGAAACAGCAAUGAACCUGCUCUCUCUUCUGAUCAAAGCGACGGUCUUUCUCAAACUGCAUACAAGCCGAUGGAUGCUGAUGACGACACCCUGGUCAGAAGCGACGUCGACGGACUAGCAGGAACGCGACCACGUGGCGGUUAUGAUGUCGCUUCCCUCGGCGCAGAUGGCGAGAAGCUGGAAUAUGGCGUAGCACCUGGUAGGUUGCAGGAAUAUACCUAUGCGCCGUCAAUGGGAUUUGAAUCUAAUGUUCGGAUAAUACCUACGUCUCCCUCAUCCUUCCUACGACCGGGCAGUAAAUUCCACGGCACACAACAGUCUGAACGACAGGUGUAUGAUGUACAAGUGGAAAUUAAAUAUGUUGACCUAAGAGAGUCGUUUCUAUGCGGGUUUCUCAAGAUUCAAGGCCUAACUGAAGACAACCCCACCCUUACAACCUACUUCGAGGGCGAGAUUAUUGGUAGCAAGUAUGGGUUCAUGACCAAGCAUGCAACCUGGGGCGCAACAGAGAAAAUCGACCUAAAUCAUUGGAGCAAGUUUACCGCUUUCCGACAGUACAGCAAGCAAGUGCGCAAGGGUGUCGUGACGAUCCCGAACUUGGCGCAACGCGAGAACAUCUUUAUGCGCUGGAAGGAACACUUUCUCGUACCCGACCAUCGUGUUCGUACCAUCAAUGGUGCCUCUUUUGAAGGCUUUUAUUACAUUUGCUUCAAUCAGAAGGAAGGUAGCGUUAGUGGAAUAUAUUUCCACUCCAAGAGCGAGAAGUUUCAACAACUCGAACUUAAGCAUGUCGAGAAUAGGGGCUGUUUCCCUGCUCUCGAGUUUCGGUAA